This is a messenger RNA of Stereum hirsutum FP-91666 SS1, 1326 nucleotides long. RefSeq names its product DUF602-domain-containing protein. The transcript is spliced from 4 exons. The record is from RefSeq and is a predicted model, not a curated record. Gene Ontology annotation, cellular component: nucleus. Gene Ontology annotation, biological process: mitotic DNA replication termination; site-specific DNA replication termination at RTS1 barrier. The coding region runs from base 105 to 1145 and encodes 346 amino acids. NCBI's taxonomy places the organism in Eukaryota, Fungi, Basidiomycota, Agaricomycetes, Russulales, Stereaceae.
CUGACCACCACCAUCACAUCGCCGCCUCUCUUCUUCGUCCUCAUCUUCGUCGUCGUAUUAUCUGCCGUCUCUGUCUAGUCAGCUACCAAAAUACCUCAGACACCAUGGGUAAUGAUGGAGGAAGUAUCCCCGACCGUCGCGAUCUCGUUCGUUCGAAGCCCAAAGCCGAACAAGCAGACAAGGCGAACCAGACCCGUGCGCGCUGGUUCUCGUGUGCUUUAUCCAAGCGCCCAUUAAGGGAGCCGAUAGUCAGUUGUGCGCUGGGCAAGCUGUAUAAUAAAGAUGCGCUGCUGGAGUUUCUGCUGGAUCGGGGCGCGUAUGGGGAUGGGGAGGAGAUAUGUGGGCAUAUACGUUCGUUGAAGGACGUCAAAACCCUAAAUCUAACCCCGAACACCACCCCCUCCUCUUCCACCUCCACCUCCACCUCUAACUCUAUUAAUGAAGACGCCCCCACCCGUGCACUCUUCGUCUGUCCGCUCACACUCAAAGAAAUGACAGGCGCCGUCCCCUUCGUCUACAUCUCCACCUGCGGCUGCGUCUUCUCCCAAGCCGGCCUCAAGACUCUCACCUCCGCAUCCGCAUCAUCAUCCUCACCUCCUUCCUUGUCAUUAGAGUCGGAGGGAAAGGAGAAGGAUGUAGGCGAAAAGGAGAAGGAGAGGCAAUUGGACGUAUGUCCGCAAUGUGCGACGAAGUUCGAUAAGACCGAAGACGUGCGGACUAUCAAUCCCUCGAGUGCGGACGAAGAGAAGAUGCGUGUGGCGAUGCAGGCGAGGAGGCUCGUCGAGGCUGCUACGAAGUCUGCGAAAUCAAAAUCGAAGAAGCGCAAAGCUGCUGCCACCUCCUCCAGUGACUCCCCGGAUGCCAAUGUCAAUGCUACGUCGCUCGAGCCACCAAAGAAGAAGACAGCGAAGGAAGACAGGGAAAGGGACAGGGAAAGGGACAGAGAGAGCAGAGCGACGGCAAAUUUAGCUUCGAUAAAUGGGGUGGGGAGUACGAGCCGAGCGGUGGCGAGUAGUUUGGCGAUGGAGGAGGCGAAGCGUAAGGCGGGGAUGAGUGAGGCUGUGAAGAGUCUUUAUGGGCCGAAGGAUGGGGUGAAGAGGAAGGAGACGUUCAUGACGAUGGGGACGUUUACGAGGUAUGCUUGAGCGGUCCGUUGGUUCUAGGAGUGGUUCGUUGGUCUCGUCUGGAGUUUCUGUUCAUGGUCAUGGUGUAUUUUUGUAAUCUUUCCUAUUCUCGCUCGUUGCUGUAAUACACUCAUUUUUCGCGGACUUCUCUCAAGAAUCACUCCGGCCGGACUCGUAAAUCCUCACUCUGCAACGCGUUCGC